Plasmodium relictum is the source of this 690-nucleotide messenger RNA. RefSeq names its product conserved Plasmodium protein, unknown function. The record is from RefSeq and is a predicted model, not a curated record. NCBI's taxonomy places the organism in Eukaryota, Apicomplexa, Aconoidasida, Haemosporida, Plasmodiidae. The transcript has a single exon. The coding region runs from base 1 to 690 and encodes 229 amino acids.
AUGAAUUCGCCAAAUUAUGUUAAAGAUCAUGUGGAAUUAAAUGAUGAGGAUAUUGUAUCUGAAUUAAUAGAAAAAAAGGAUGUAAUUUGUUCUUGGUGUUUUGAUAUCUUAAAGCAUGAAUUAAAAAAUGAGAAAUUUGAUUACAUACCUCCUACUUUGCAAAUGCUACAUAAAAAAGGAAUAAAAAUACCUUUUUUUGUAAAAUGGAUGAAAUUAAAUGAUAUAAAAGAUCUAGGCUCAUAUAAUUGUGGUUCAUAUGAAUUAAAAGGAUGUAUUGGAUGCUUAAAUAAAAUUGAUAUAUUAGAAUUAUAUUAUUACACAUUACAAAGCGCUCUUAAUGAUACAAGAUUCUAUCCAAUAACAUUAAAAGAUUUACCUUAUUUAAUAAUAGUUAUAAAUUAUUUAUUUAAUUUUGAAGAAUGUAAUCAUGUUUAUGAUUGGACGAUCGGUAAACAUGGUAUAAAAAUCAAUUUUACAAUAAAUAGAAAAAAAUACUCUUCUACUUUCCUUCCUGAUAUACCAGUAGAACACAACUAUGAUCAUAAAACAACUAUCAAAAAAUUAAUAAGAAAAGCCAACUACAAAGGAGAGAUAAACGAUGAACUUUUAAAGAAAAUUCAAGUAGAAAGAUAUGAAGGAAUAAGCUGUAGUCUAACUUAUUCAGAUUAUGAAAAACUUAAGUUUUCAUAG